Morone saxatilis (striped sea-bass) is the source of this 1710-nucleotide messenger RNA. It is a transcript of the gene smug1, whose product is annotated as single-strand-selective monofunctional uracil-DNA glycosylase 1. NCBI's taxonomy places the organism in Eukaryota, Metazoa, Chordata, Actinopteri, Moronidae. Gene Ontology annotation, biological process: base-excision repair. The coding region runs from base 170 to 1009 and encodes 279 amino acids. The record is from RefSeq and is a predicted model, not a curated record. The transcript has 2 exons. Gene Ontology annotation, molecular function: single-strand selective uracil DNA N-glycosylase activity; oxidized pyrimidine nucleobase lesion DNA N-glycosylase activity.
AACGUUGGUUUGUAGAAGAAGAUGAAGAACAGGUUGGGGAAGCAGACCAGAAGAAUCUGGAAACACUGGUGGAACAAAAAGCCUCAGACAGAACAUAUAAAAACGAAUCCGUCAAUGCUACGUUUCUACCCGACAACCCGGCUCUCAUUUAAUACGGUCACAAUAAAACAUGUCACACAAUACAACCGCAGAUGAAACGGGGGGGCUCGCUGGUGGAGACGACGGGGAGCAGCGGGGCUUUGAACCGGUACCGCAGCUCAACACAACCCCCUCCUCCAGAUUCCUGCAGGUCGAGCUGGAGCUGAACGUCCACCUGCGGCAGCUCCGCUUCACCGAGCCCGUCCGGUUCACCUACAACCCGCUGGAGUACGCCUGGGACACCCACCGCGGCUACGUGCAGAGGUACUGCCGGGCCGGACAGACGGUGCUGUUCCUGGGGAUGAAUCCAGGACCUUUCGGCAUGGCACAGACAGGGGUUCCCUUUGGGGAAGUGAAGUCCGUUGUCGAUUGGCUGAAGAUCACAGGGGAGGUCGGGCAUCCUCCUGAGGAGCAUCCAAAGCGACCGAUCACGGGACUUGCCUGCACUCGGAGUGAAGUGAGUGGCGCACGUUUUUGGGGCUUCUUCAGGAAGCUGUGUGGCGAGCCAGAGCUGUUCUUCCGGCACUGCUUUGUGCACAAUCUGUGCCCGCUCAUCUUCAUGAGUGCCAGUGGGAAGAAUUUAACCCCCCCUGAUCUGGUUGCAAGUGAACGGGAUUCCCUCCUGGCCCUCUGUGACAUUGCACUGUGCCAGGCAGUGGAGGCACUGGGCGUCUCCAUGGUGAUCGGGGUUGGAAAGGUGGCAGAGCAGCGGGCGCGGCGAGCUCUGUCAGGUGUCAAUGUGCGAGUCGAGGGCAUCAUGCAUCCAUCACCCCGUAAUCCAUUAGCCAAUAGGGGCUGGGAGGAAGUAGCAAAAGCCAAGCUGACAGAGCUUGGUGUCAUGUCGCUGCUGAACAGAAUGGGAACUAAUUGACCUUUUCUGACACUUCCUGCCUUAUCAAUAGCAGCAUGAGGUGUGCUCACUCUGACAGUGUGAGUGAGAGACUCAGUGGACAUGUGAACUGAUCACUGGUUCAAUGUACUGAUAAGAAGUACAGGCUUUUAUGGAUCAGUGCAUGCAGAGAGCCAUUCUUUGUAAAAAAGAAAUCUAUACACUAAUGUAUGUAGGUGCUUCGUAUGUAUGUUUAUAUUCAAAGUGUGAGCUCAGGGCGUCUGUGUUCUUGUUGAUUAAUUCAUUAAACUAGACUUUAGUUUAGGGAGGGGGCAUAAAGCUUUAUACUUAAAAUAAAUAAAACUUUAAAUUCACUUUCAUUAAAAAUCCUUUAUAAUAAUUUACCUAUAAAAAGGUAUUCUGUCAUACAAUUUCUGCAUACAUUAAAUAAACAAAGUCUUGUUCUAUGUUCACAAGAGGUCCUCAGGAAGACAAACAAGUACACUUUACUUUACAGACCUUAAAGAAAAUGUUGUAUAUAUUGUUUAUGCUUGACUACAGUACAAGUUCUUUUGUAUUUUUUUAAAUUUCUUUUUAAUUGUCAUUUAUUUUGAUAAUGUGUUUUAUUUCCACAUUGAUUUUAUGCACAAUUUUACAAAUUCAAUGUUUUGUAUUUCAGUGAUCACUAAUCUUGAAAUGAACACCUUCCUUUUUAAAUAAAGAUUGGAUAAUGAAAUAUGAAA